ACUUAGCGCGUGAGCCCUCGUCCACAUUGUCGCCAUGCCUGCCGACAUCAGCCAGUGGUCCGGGCCGCUGAGCCUGCAGGAGGUGGACGAGCGUCCCCAGCACGCGCUGCGGGUUGCCUACGCCGGGGUGGAGGUAGACGAGCUGGGCAAAGUGCUGACGCCCAUCCAGGUUCAGAAUAGGCCCAGCAGCAUUUCGUGGGAUGGCCUUGACCCAGGGAAACUCUACACCCUGGUCCUCACCGACCCAGAUGCUCCCAGCAGGAAGGACCCCAAAUUCAGGGAGUGGCACCAUUUUCUGGUGGUCAACAUGAAGGGCAAUGACAUCAGCAGCGGCAAGGUCCUCUCGGAUUACGUGGGCUCUGGGCCUCCCAGUGGCACAGGCCUCCACCGCUAUGUCUGGCUGGUGUAUGAACAGGACAAGCCACUCAACUGUGACGAACCCAUCUUCAGCAACAGGUCAGGAGAUCAUCGCGGCAAGUUCAAGGUGGGGGCCUUCCGCAAGAAGUAUCACCUGGGAGCCCCGGUGGCGGGCACAUGUUACCAGGCGGAGUGGGACGACUACGUGCCCAAGCUGUAUGAGCAGCUCUCUGGGAAAUAGAGGAGCCGUGGAGGCCAGCGGUCCUGGGGACCCCCACAGUAUUGUCAAGUUGUACAAAGCAUGCUGUUUCUCCUCCUUUCCUACCCCCUCGCAGGGAGUCCUGAGCUGUGCUAGGAUAGAGGUGUAGGGUGACCUCCUGCUGCCCAUCCUUAUGAUUCUAAUAAUCGUUGCUAGGUUUAUGUUUGCUCAAAUUUAGGCUCCA
This is a messenger RNA of Arvicola amphibius (Eurasian water vole), 800 nucleotides long. RefSeq names its product phosphatidylethanolamine-binding protein 1-like. NCBI's taxonomy places the organism in Eukaryota, Metazoa, Chordata, Mammalia, Rodentia, Cricetidae. Gene Ontology annotation, biological process: negative regulation of MAPK cascade. The coding region runs from base 35 to 598 and encodes 187 amino acids. The record is from RefSeq and is a predicted model, not a curated record. The transcript has a single exon.